AUGCAGAAGAAAGCCAGAGCUCGUCAGACUGCUCCGUUGAGUAUCUUCCCGCAAACCCGAUCCGACUAUGCUCGUGUUCUCAAUUCAUAUUCACCACGGUGCAGGGCAACGUAUAUUGCAUCUUUCUUCAAUGACCUACAUCCUGUUUAUCCAUUUCUCGAUCAGCCGAAAUUUGAAUCCAUAGCCGUCGGUGCGCAGCUGGAGGAGAUUCUCCAAACCAACCAUGCGUGGGCAGCGCUGUAUUACUCUGUCCUCAGCCUGGGAGCUCUUUUGCAUGAGGGCGGAUCGUUCGAACCAAUGGGCGGUCCGGCUUGGAAAAUCUUCAUCUUUGCUCUAAGAUUACUCCCAACCAUCCUCUUUGCCAAAAAAUCUCUUCUGGCUGCUCAGGCAUUGUUCGCGUUAAAUCACUCGAGUUGGCCCAUCGAAGAGCUCUUGGUCACGGAGGCUGCCCGCAUCGCCAUCGCGCUCCAGCUGAACAAGCUUUCUCAUAAUCAUCUGAAUACUCCCGAGCGAGAACGGACAUUCUGGGUCAUAUACUGUCUCGAAAAGGAAUAUAGCUUCCACUCGACGCAGUCCUCGGUGUUUAAUGAUGCUGACAUUAGUUGUCCACUUCCAGAACCCAUUAUGGAUAGCACAGACGGUGUUGACUGGCUGCAAAUUCAGGUUGGCUUCUGCAAAAUCCUUUCCUACUCGUACAAUCAACUGUUCGCAUGCGGCAUGCCUUCGCGUGCCGAAGAGUUCUAUUCCACCGAGAUUGACCAGAUCCGACGCCGACUUCAACACUGGGUAGCUUCAGUGCCGGAAAUGUUUCGACCAGGAGUCGUAAUUCGAUCGAGGAACUUUACCAAGCCACAUCACAACUAUGCCCUCCUCCAGGUACAUUUCCUCUACUAUUCUCUCCAAAUCGCGUUGUCGAGGCUCCUCGUCCACGUUUACGCCGAUCGCCGUUGCGCGCCCGUGGCUGAGAGCAAAUUGACGUUGAUGAAUUCUGCGCGAGCGAUCAUUGAAACUCUUCAAUUCGUUCCGCCAGAGGCUUCGCUCCCCAUGAACAUUAUUGGUCUGGCACCUCUCGUGGCUAACUUCAUCCUCUUUGACCUUGUCGUCUAUAAUCCGGAGCAUUCGGAGACCAAGCUGAAUCUGAUGUACCUCGAGAUCGUGACUGGGUUUCUCCGCCGUAUUGACCUCAAGUCCAGUAACCCAAUGCCAAGUUCUUCUUUUGCGGAACUCGGAGUCAUCGCUCGCGACUUUGUGAUGCAGAAGGCCGGCCGUGGUGAAGGCCGCCAGGACGCUCGAGGCAAUCGACUGGCUCAAUUCACAGGGGCAUCGGUGCCUCACUAUGAACGGGAUGCGGCUUCCUCCGAGGUCUUGAGUCAUGGACGACAUCGGAAUGGUAUGGCAGUUCCGGCCUCUGUCCUCACUCAGCCUUCGGAUGUCACAGAUCGCGGUCAAAUUGACUUAUGGGACGGUCUUGAAGAGACACUGCACUACCCGGUCAUGGAUCAUAUCGCGGACUUGGACGGCUUUGGCGAUGACUUUGUUAUCGGCGAGCUCUUCGGCCAACACCCGACUUUCGAUAUCAAUAUUUUAGGCCAAUGA
Molecule: messenger RNA, 1596 nt
Organism: Cladophialophora psammophila CBS 110553
Lineage: Eukaryota; Fungi; Ascomycota; Eurotiomycetes; Chaetothyriales; Herpotrichiellaceae
Exons: 6
Coding region: 1-1596 (531 amino acids)
Biological process (GO): DNA-templated transcription
Molecular function (GO): DNA binding; zinc ion binding
Source: RefSeq, a predicted model, not a curated record